This is a messenger RNA of Trichomycterus rosablanca, 1768 nucleotides long. It is a transcript of the gene galt, whose product is annotated as galactose-1-phosphate uridylyltransferase. NCBI's taxonomy places the organism in Eukaryota, Metazoa, Chordata, Actinopteri, Siluriformes, Trichomycteridae. Gene Ontology annotation, cellular component: cytoplasm. The coding region runs from base 81 to 1190 and encodes 369 amino acids. The transcript has 11 exons. Gene Ontology annotation, molecular function: UDP-glucose:hexose-1-phosphate uridylyltransferase activity; zinc ion binding. Gene Ontology annotation, biological process: beta-D-galactose catabolic process via UDP-galactose, Leloir pathway. The record is from RefSeq and is a predicted model, not a curated record.
UUUCAAACCUUCAUCUGAGGUCGCUCUGAAUAUAUUUUAUUAAAGUUUAAUUAAAAAAACUGCAGUCACUGUAAUUUACAAUGGACACCGGGGAAAGUGCUAAACUCCAGUUUGAUCCUAAAGAGCACCAGCAUCUGAGGUACAACCCUCUGCGGGAUUCCUGGGUUGUAGUCUCGGCUCAUCGGAUGAGACGGCCAUGGAAAGGGCAGGUGGAGAAGGUGCCCGAGGCCAACAUCCCCCGCCAUGACCCCCACAACCCCCUCUGUCCAGGAAACACCAGGGCCAAUGGAGAGGUGAAUCCUGAGUAUGACAGCACUUUCCUCUUUGAUAACGAUUUUCCUGCACUUCAGCCGAAUUCUCCAGAUCCGGGUUUGGAUCAUCAUCCCUUGUUUCAGACCAAAGCUGCGAGAGGGGUUUGUAAGGUUAUGUGCUUCCAUCCUUGGUCUGACAUCACCCCGCCUUUAAUGCUACCUGCCGAGAUCCGCAAGGUGAUUGAUAAAUGGGCAGAACUGAUUGAAGAGCUCGGCUCCACCUAUCCAUGGGUGCAGAUCUUUGAGAAUAAAGGAGCCAUGAUGGGCUGCUCGAACCCUCAUCCUCACUGUCAGGUCUGGGCUAGCAGCUUCCUGCCUAAUGAACCCGCUCUGGCUGAACGCUGUCAGAGAGACUAUCAGCAGAAGUUUGGGGAGCCCAUGCUGCUUCAGUAUGCUCGUAUGGAGGCCCAAGCACAGGAACGUGUGGUGGUGGAAAAUGAACACUGGCUGGUUGUGGUGCCCUAUUGGGCUACGUGGCCUUUUCAGACUCUGCUGCUGCCGCGACGGCAUGUACUGCGUCUUCCUGACCUCACCUCGCAGGAAAGAGACAGUCUCGCAUGCAUAAUGAAAAGGCUUCUGACAAAAUAUGACAACCUCUUUGAGGUCUCCUUCCCCUAUUCAAUGGGCUGGCAUGGAGCCCCAACAGGAAAUUACCUGAAGGAAGAUAUGAGCCACUGGCAGCUGCAUGCGCAUUACUACCCUCCCCUCCUGCGCUCGGCCACUGUCCGCAAGUUCAUGGUGGGCUAUGAGAUGCUGGCACAGGAGCAGCGCGACCUCACGCCUGAACAGGCUGCUGAGCGAUUACGGGCUCUCUCGGAGGAGCACUACAAGACCAAAGCAAAGGAAGACCAAGCAAACUCUCAGACGGAGGUGAAGUGAGUGCAGGCUGCAAAAAUACGCUGGGAAUUCUCAGGAAUGACAAACAUUAUGAAAUUUUAAGGUUAAAAUGAUUAACGGUCAGAGUAUUUUCAACAAACUGUUGCAUCGUUGGCUUUGGAGUGAAGCAGGAGACUAGAUACCUGCUCAGUCUGCCAGUACACGGUGAUGUAUGUGAUUGUUUUGAAUGAACACACGAAAUAAAUCAAUGCAAUAUAAAACAAAAUGUCAUUACUCAAUCAAUUGGUUUGUCUUGUCUUGUCCCAAUUACAUAUCAUUUAAAAUUAUUUUCCUUGUCUGUGAUAACACAUUUUUAGACUGCAGUCGAAGUCAAUAGUUUACAUACACUUGUAAAGGACAUGUUUGUCAUGACAGGCUUGGCAUUUUAACUCCUGUGACUGUUUCUGUUCUGUGACAAAGAUUGGAACCCAUAACAUUUGUCAAAUAAAUGUUUUUUGAUAAAAAAAAAUCUAGUGUGACUAUCCCUAUUUAAAAGUGUGUGAAACGAUGACCCCGUGCCAAUGUCAGGAAGAAUAUAAUCAAUGGGCGCUAUAAAAUAUAAAAAGUAUGAGACCACUAGU